CGUCCCUUCCAUCAUCUACUCCCUCCCUGUCCCCCGCGUACUCGAUGCCCAUUCCCAUCUCCAACAUCGCACUCAAGGCCGACGUUGAUGACCUGGGCCUGUUGGCGGCUGGAUCCGCCUUCGAGCUUACUACUGACCGCCUCAAGCGUGCCUACCCACUCAUUUUACAACGUCUCAUCGACCUUGGCCUGGCUGCUGACAUCGACAAGUCCGACCUCCUCCUUCACCUCUCCACAAAGCAUCUCGACCUCCCUCCUGUCAACAUCACUCCACCCGGGCUUCCCCCGCGCUUCUUCCGCCCUCAGCCUGCCGUCCGCUGGCUUGGUUUCUGGCUGGUCGGUCAACUGUCUUUUUGACAUCAUGUCGAUUCAUGGCCGACCAUGUUCUCUCGGCUGCCUGCACCCUCUGUGUUCUUGCCAACGCCGUCCGUAACCUGUCCAUUCAUAUGGUUCGCCUCCUCUCAGGCUAUGUCUGGCAGUCCAUGGGGUACAAGGAUCAUACCCAACAUACCGGGACCUGCCUGCACAUCGUUACUGAGUGCCCGUGCCAUGCUCAUGCCCGUCACAUCCUGCGCGAAGCGUCGCUUACGGUCUGUAUGGUGACCGUUAUCUUCUCCAUCCCAAGGGCCUCCGCGCACUCACGUCCUUUUAUGCGAAGACUUCUGCAUUCGCGAAGACAGCCCAACCCCCAUGCCUGCCAUUGACCUCGGGUAAGCUGUUUCAUGUUCCCUUACUACCACGGACUGUCAGUGGCUGUCUACCAUAUGUACACAUCAGCCUAGUCCACUCAUCUUCACACCCUCUCCAC
Laetiporus sulphureus 93-53 is the source of this 807-nucleotide messenger RNA. RefSeq lists its product as uncharacterized. Bases 45 to 356 code for a protein of 103 amino acids. Lineage: Eukaryota; Fungi; Basidiomycota; Agaricomycetes; Polyporales; Laetiporaceae. The transcript has a single exon. The record is from RefSeq and is a predicted model, not a curated record.